Molecule: messenger RNA, 4882 nt
Organism: Linum trigynum
Lineage: Eukaryota; Viridiplantae; Streptophyta; Magnoliopsida; Malpighiales; Linaceae
Source: the annotation of a GenBank genome assembly
GAUGAUAUGAUAUAUCAGCCAGCCCACGAACCCAUUAGAUCCAAACUCAAAAUACAUAAUGCAAAAGUAUAUCAAAAGAAAGAAAAUAGAACUGUAGAGUGUAGAAGAGAAGAGGAGGAGAAUUAACGGGGGGAGAGAAAAGAAACUGCAGAGGAGACGGUGGAAGCUAGCGUGCUGGCUUGCCAGUGAGUUUGACAGACACGUGUCAGCAUAUGGGCCCAAGGAAUCUCUGGGAAUUAUGAAGGAAGGACGCAUCAUGAGCAUUGAGCACCCAAAGCAGCCGGUCUACUCUGCGUAUAACUAGUUUUUGGAUUUAUUGUUUUAAGUAGGAUUAGGCUUCUAAACACAAAAAAAAAAAAAAAAACUGGAGAGCUCAAAUGGAAAGAGAUAUUUGUAGAGCUCAAAUGGGCCAGGCCCAGAACAAAGAAUUUAAAUAUUGGGAAUUGCAUAUGUAGGCAAGGGAGGGAGAGCAGGCUUUUUUGUUGUUGUUAUGAAUCGGGCAUGCAACGGGAAAGCAAAGGCGUCUAGCCUAGCCGGUCAGAUGUCUUGUUUUGUUUUAUUUGCACUCCACAUUUUUUAUUUUCAUUAUUUUGCAUUUCCCAAUCGGGCGCAUUUCGUUGAAAAAUUCCCUUUUUCCCCCUAACUUGAUUUCUAAUUCAAAAUAUCCGAAAAAAGAUGAAGAUCUUAGAAUGGGUUGGACCAUUAAUUGGUUUUUUUUUUUUUGCCCCUGACCGACAUAAGUUUCUUGACCUGGUUCGGUCCAACAACGAGCUGAAUUAAAUGGGUUGGACCAAUUAUUGUUCUCAAUGUGUCGUGGAAUGCUAAUGAUCCUGAAUUUAUCAAUAACAUUUAUUGAAUAUCAAUUUAAUUAAUUCGUGCUUCAAUGUAAAUUUACUAAGCGUAAUUCAACAAUUUCGUUUCAUUAAGCAUAUACUGUCAUUUCCAAUUCUUCCCCAGCUUUGUUAAUGUCAUGUAUUUGACCUUCUACUUUAAAUGACAUGUACGUUCUACUAUUGAUCCCUUCAUCUCGUGGUUAAAUGUAACGACUCGUGCAUUUGUUAAUUAACGAAUGAGUCAUUUGAUACCAGAUAACUCAUACACAAUUAUGAACAAAACAAUCAUUUAUUAUUUUGUACGACCAUUAAAAUUAAUGAGAACGCUAAAAUUAUUGUUGCGAAUUAAUAAGAAUGAUAAUAAUAAGAUCUUUCAUAGACAAAAAUAUAUUGACAAGGAGGAGGAGUAUAGGUCAGUCAGAGUCGCACGUGCUCCUGGGGACUCUCCCUAACCAGUCCUCUCCUCUCCCUCCCAAAAUUCAAUGCCUCUUUAAUUUAAUUUAAUUAACCCUUUUUAGUUAACAAUUUCCCUUCCUCCCACUUCUUCUCUUCGCUUCCUCUUCUUCCUCACUCACUCACCUCCAUUACUUACACACACAACAACAGUUCCCCCCUCUGCAACCAUUUGUCUCCUUCUUCCCUCCAUUAUCACUCUCUCUCUCUUCCCCCUCUCCAUUUCUCUGCAAACCCAUCAAAACCCAUCUCCCCAUUCCCCCAACAGGAACAACAACUCAACCUCCACGAUGAUGGACGCAUCAGCAGCAGCACCACCCAAGGGAGGCGGGAAGGUAGGCGUCGGGGCCGCCGUCGUCGACGACGACAUGGACGACGGAAUGCAAUGCAGCGACCACCCUUCUCGCACCAACCCCGGCGGGAUCUGCGCCUUCUGCCUCCAGGAGAAGCUCGGCAAGCUGGUCUCCUCCUCUUUCCCGCUCUCAGUUCGCGCCUCCACUUCCUCCUCCUCUUCUCCCCCUUCCUUCAGAUCUGAUGCCGCCGCCGCCGCCGCCGUCCCAUCAGCGGCAGCUUCCGCGGCCGCCACUUCACUCGCGCUGGCUGUGCGCCCGUCGAGUUCCUCAUCAUCCACCGCGUACGGGUGCGCACGAGGUGUUCGACGGAAUGACGCAAUGAGUAAUGGUAAUAAUGGAAAUAAUAAUGGUCAGUACGGCAGUAGUGAGUACUACAGCUCUUCCCUCCGCAAGGCGAGGAUCCCGUUCCUGCUCGCGAAGAAGAAGAAGAAAAUCAUGGCUGCGUCGUCUUCAUCUUCCGAGAAUCAGAGCGAAGCGGUGUUCAAGCGCAGCAAGUCCACCGCUGCUCCGGGGAGAAGGUCCACCCAUUUCUUCGACGACGGCGGGGAGGAUUUCAGCCCUCGCAAGCGUGGUGGGUUUUGGUCCUUCCUCUACCAUUCCUCCUCCAGCAAUGUCAAAUCCAACCUCAAUCCUUCAUCUGCUGCAAAUCACAAGAGAAUCGAUCAUCAGCAGCACAAGGUUUCCUCGCUUCCCGCCGCAGCAGCAUCAGCUUCAGCUGCUGGUUCCAGCACGGCGCCGUUUAGCUCUGCUUCCUCUGUAAACCAUCUUCCGCCUGUGCGGAAGGAUAGAUGUUUAGGAGUUGGGGGAUCGUCUCUUUCGCGAAGAACAGAGAUGGUAGUUGUGGAAGAAGACGACGAAAGCCCCAAUAGCCAAGCUACGAGCUCAAACUCUGCUGCUUCAUCGUUCGAGAGGAAAGUGUCUCGAUCUAGAUCCGUUGGGUGCGGGAGCAGGAGCUUCUCAGGGGAUUUCUUCGAGAGAAUCUCAACUGGAUUCGGCGACUGCACGCUGAGAAGAGUCGAAUCGCAGAGGGAAGGCAAACCGAAAUCUUCAACAUCUGGUGGAGCUAUGAAGGAAAGGGUGAAGUGUGGCGGAAUCUUUGGUGGGUUCAUCAUAACUUCAUCAUCUUCGUCCUCAUCUUCAUCAUCGUACUGGGUUUCAUCGUCAGCUGAGGAAAUGAAUGGGAAAUCUGGCGGCAAUCAUUUGAGCCAUGGAAGGACGAGGAGCUGGACCUGGGCAUUUGCUAGCCCUAUGAGGGCAUUUGGAGGAAGCAACAAGCUGUCUGGUAAAGAGAAUGGGAGGAGAGAUCAUCAUCAGGUUAUCAGGGAAACUGGGAAUAGGAACUCUGCUGCUGCUGCUCCAAACUUGGCUGCCAUUCCUUCAUUGUUAACUGUGAGCAGCUAAAAUUAAAAAAAGAGUGUGAUUGAACGAAUCUAUUUCUUCUGUUUGCUUUCUGGGUCUAUAAUCUAUAUCACAUCGCUACUACACAGUACAUUUUCGGCUAAAGUAGUAAUCUUUUUGUUCAUUUCCUUAUCAGUUUGCCCUUGAUUUCUUGUUUGCUGCAAUCUCUACAAUGUUCAGUUUCCACUUCCACAAGUGUAGUUUCAUAACACCAACCAUUUCCUUCAAGAGUUCAUGGAUUGGAUCAUAUAUAUCUAAUUAGAUUCCUAUCUAGUCAUAUUUCUCAACAGUCGUUUGUUAUGUCCUUUUAGAUGCAAAUUCCAACGAAAAGCAAAAACCCAGGUGAGUUGAUUGCCUGAGGGAAGCUUGAGUGUGACCACUUGGGUUUAAUUGCCUGGAGUUUGAGAGACAGAGAGAAGGAGAAAGCAUUAGUGAGUCCUUUGACCAAGAAUACUCUCUCUGUCUCAUCAUCUCUCUUCUUCCCUUGUUGUCUCUGUGAACGUGAUGCAGAGAUGCCUUUGCCAGCUUUAGUUCGGCUUGUAUUUACUCCAAUUUUCUUUAACAUCUCUCUUGUGUAGUUGAGAGAGUUGUUUCAGCUUCAACAGCUCUGGUUUGUAAUUUGUUUAUUAGUUGUUCUUGUAUUGUAAUGCUAAAGGCCUAAAGGCAGAGUGAUCAUCGUGCAAUGGCAAGUUUGUAUUAUCAGAAGCAACUCUCUCUCCCCCUCUCUGCAGAAGCUUUGGAUCUCUCACAUGGGCACACAUGUCUGGUGAUUGCUCUCUCUCUCUCUCUGUAUAAUAAACACUUGUUGCUGUGGGCAUUAAAUAUACUGUGGAUGGCGGUGAGGCAGUAGAUUUAUAUCGAAAGCUUGAAGGAGGAAUUGCUUCUUUUACUUGCGUUACCAUCCAUGAUCCAUCUCAUCUUGACACCAAUACCCAUAUGGUGAAAGACAAUAAAUUGUGAGCUACUACCCUACAAAUUAGUGGUGGGGUUUGCGGGUACUCUGGUACUUGUCUCUUUUCUUACCAGUUUCUCGUUAGCAGUAUGUGUACAUCAAGAAUUGAGUUUUCAUUUUCAACCUGAAUAGUGAGUCCUCGUCUCUGACAUUACAACCUAGCAGCAAGUGAGGUGGUGGUAGAUGAUAACUAAUUUGACCUACCCCGGGUCUGACCCUGUAACCGGGGAGUGACCAGGCCGAACUGAAGCAGGUUUGAUCAAGCUGGUUCAGUCCCUCUAUCUACUUUGUAACCACAACUACUUAGUCAGCAAGAUGAGAAAUCUCUCCAUUCAGAUUGACAUCAGCACCUUGCUUGUACCAGAAUUACUUGAAUGAAUGAAUACCCACUUUUGGUUAGAAGUUGGAACCUAAUACCCAAUACCAUGGCUAGAGCUUGGUCAGUUUGGAGGAAGAUAAAGCCCAUGUAAGCAUAUUAUCUGUGAGCCAAAGCCCAUGUAUAUAAGCCCAUAUUAUCAUAUGCAAAAACUUGGAAGUUUAGGAAACACAAUUAAGCAUGGUAAGCUCAUUUUCUUACCAUCAGUUAGCAUGUCAUCUUCUGAACUCGACACCUAGAUUAACACGAAAACACGAUCAUCACUAGCCGCUCCAUACAUUUUACAACACAAUAAUGCUUCGUUAUCGAUUGUUAGAAACACAUUAUUUGCAGCUUUUGGUUAAUUCGCAUUAUUGUCGGUUUUUGUUAAUUGGGAGAUUAUUUGGGGUAUUCGGGCAAUAAUCAGGGAGUCAAUUGUUACGUUUUAUUAGUUGGGUAGGAGGUAGGAUUUUGACGGAUUAUAUAAUCUGCAAUAUGGUGUUAUUUUUCCAUUAAGCACUAAAAUAUCAAAAACCUA